Molecule: messenger RNA, 597 nt
Organism: Acanthoscelides obtectus
Lineage: Eukaryota; Metazoa; Arthropoda; Insecta; Coleoptera; Chrysomelidae
Source: the annotation of a GenBank genome assembly
CGUUUGGAAACAUAACUACGGAUAACGAAGAUUUACUUGACAGUACUUUUGUAAUCCUUGAGAAGUUUGUUUGUCAAAUGUAUGGAGUUAAAAAUUCUUCAGAUGUGAAUAGUGUUCGAUUUCAUUUAUUCUCAAAUACUUUUCAAUCAAAAAAAUCCGAUGAAAAUUUUGAGAAGAAAUUUCGAAACUUUGACUCAUCGAGUUUGCCACCCUGUAAAGCGGAAUUGCAACAGCAUUUAUUGAGAGUGCGCUACGUGACUAAACUUUGGAGGAAUGCUCACUUGAAACAUCCAACUUCUUUAUCUCCAGUUGCUUCCGGUUGGACCAUCAAAGAUAAUAAAUAUGAUUUUGUCUGGUUCCUGGGAGAGCAGUUACCAUCAUCAAUUGCUGAUAUUAUUAUUCAAAAUGAGAGAGUUUUAAGAAAUGAUGACAAUGACCAAGACGAUGAUUUCAAUACUUCUAGCAAUGAGAGCGACGAUGAUGACGAUUGUGAAGAUGCAUCCUUCGUUUGUAAUACGAUUAUGGAAUGAAAUAUUUAAAAACUAAAUAAGAAUUCUUAAUAUUUUUAAUUUGUUAUUUAUGUGUGUUACCUGAGCA